Messenger RNA from Salvia hispanica, 1134 nucleotides. The record is from RefSeq and is a predicted model, not a curated record. Lineage: Eukaryota; Viridiplantae; Streptophyta; Magnoliopsida; Lamiales; Lamiaceae.
AUGGAGCGUGAUUUCUUCGGAGAUCUACCGUCAGAAAUCACGACUAACAUCCUCUCACGUCUGCCCAUCCGAAGCCUCGCAAUCAGCAAGUCCGUUUGCAAACCAUGGCUCAAUUUUAUCGAUUCCCACACAUCCGAAAUCAAAACCCCACCCGCCCUAGCUCUCCUGAAGCUGAAGGAGAAUGAGAGGGACUCAACUCAGUGCUCGAUUUUCGAAAUUGAAGACGAAGAAGAAGACGAAGACGAAGUCGAUGCGGAGAAGAGCCAUGAUCGUCACUACAUUCCGCUCACGGAUUUCGAUCUCCCUCGCCGAAACAGUGGAACAACAGAAGGUAUGACUGCUAAUGGAUUGACUCUUCUCAACGAACUAUCAAGAGAAUGUAAUCCUCUUUACAUAUGCAAUCCGAUAACUCGUGAAUAUACGGAGCUCUGUUGCCCCGAGGACUACAGCCUGGAUCAUUCGUUGCGUUUUGGAUUUGGUGUGAGCAAAAUAAGUGGGCAAUAUAAGGUCGUCUGCAUCAUUAAGGGCACCGACUCCCGUUAUGUAUACACCCUCGGAACAGGAACAUGGAGGCGUGUUGAAGCUGGGGCUGCUUCUGGUUUCAACUUUUUUUGUGAUCUAACCGUUGAAUGUAAUGGAAACAUUUACUGGAAAGUAUAUGAUUUGUGUGAUAACAUGUGGAUUUGCGGUUUUGAUGUUGAAACAGAAUGUUUUAGAAUCUUCUCCAUUCCUCCCAUGAGAGAUCGAUAUCGAGAUUGGUUUUUGUGUGUUUUAAGGGACCGCCUCUGUUAUUGUAUCCCAUAUGAGAAUGACAUUGUCCUCUGGAUGAUGAAGGAAUACCAAGUCGAGGAUUCUUGGACCAUAGAGUACAAGUUGAGUACUAUGGGUUUUGAUUUUGAUUGGGAAUUGGAUUUUGAUUAUGACUAUGUUUUCCCGAUUAAACUUUUUAAAGAUGGUGAUAUUUUGAUGUUGCUGAACGAUAAACGUCUCAUCUACUACUCCAACAAGACAAGAACGUUUCAACAAGUUGGUAUGUUUAGGGAUAGAUCUGUGCUUCAACUCAACGCCCUGAUUUUCACUCCUAGACUUUUCUCACUCAAGAAUUUCGGAUUCGAGAAUGUGAUCUCGUUUUAG